Molecule: messenger RNA, 564 nt
Organism: Closterium sp. NIES-65
Lineage: Eukaryota; Viridiplantae; Streptophyta; Zygnematophyceae; Desmidiales; Closteriaceae
Source: the annotation of a GenBank genome assembly
AUGAAGUGCUGGUUUGCAAGCAGCGUUUGUGCUUGGAGGCAGAGGGAUGGGGCAGUGAGGAAACUGAUUGCGGCACAGGAGCUGCUCGCAGCACUCAUAACAGCAGGGUUUGGAGGAGCAUUGGUUGUGGACCUAUCCGAUUGGUGGUACGCGUGGUGGAUCAAGGACGACUGCAGCUCGCAGGCGCUGUGGAACAGCGUGCAGGCGUCCAGCGACGUGCGCAGCAGCGUGCUAGCCGUGUGGGGCCCCGGCACGGCCGGCGCCAGCACCUCCUUCCAGGACUACGUGCUUAUGGCGGCCAACAACCGCCGCAACCCCUCCUGCGUCAAGACGUACCUGCUGGACUGGAUCAAGUGCAAGGCUGCGCCCACCGACUCGGCCGUUCAGUUUUACAACUCGGCGCUGGGCGUGGGGGUGAGCGGGGUGAAGGAUGUGCGGUCGCUCAACACGUUUGUGACGGCCGUGAUCAAGAAGAUUGGCCAGACCGUGUUUAACACGCUCGCUGGCAUGCUCAGGCAGCGCGGCCUGCAGGCUCAGGUUGUGAUGGCGGGAACGUGGUGCUAG